This is a messenger RNA of Aegilops tauschii subsp. strangulata, 2911 nucleotides long. RefSeq lists its product as uncharacterized. Lineage: Eukaryota; Viridiplantae; Streptophyta; Magnoliopsida; Poales; Poaceae. The record is from RefSeq and is a predicted model, not a curated record.
AACUGAUCGAACAACUCACACUGCUGCCGGGUAAUUGAGCUUCAGAGCGCAGUUAGAAGAAAACCACCGAGAGGAUGGGGAAGACGAGCCAGAGACGCGCUACACAGAUCCAGGAGAACAAUGUUGGGUGCACCUGGGGCCUCAUCCGCAUGUUCUACUCCCGCCGCGACCCCAAGCUCAUCCUUGACAGGAAGCAAGGGAGCACAAGGCACUCCUUCAGUGGCUUUCCUGGAAGAGGGCACUUGAGAAAGAAGUCUAGGGACUUUGAGGAAACAGAUGAAGACAGGGAUAACACGGAGGAAUGCAGUACCACGAAACCAACUGUCAAAAGACUCAUGGGGGGUGAGCUUGGCAAGCCAAAACAUUCGAAGAAGAUCCCAAACGAUGAGGUUCAAAGGAUAUUGGCUGACCUGGGACAUGAUGUCUGUCUGGACAAAAGAACAACACCGAACAGCAAACCAAAGGGAGUCACAGAUCCCAGCGCAGACAUAGGCAUUGCUUCCUCCUCUGAGUGCCUGGAUCCCAGUGGUUCAAAAUGCAUGGAACAGGUGGAAGAAGAUGGCCUUGAGCUUGCUUUGUCAGAUUUCCUGGGACAAGUCUAUAAGUACCACGAUGAAGGGCCGCAUGAUGAUUGCAGGAAUAAGAGUGAACUAUACCCUGAAUUAGAGUCCAUUAUCCAUACAAAGCUUAAUGAGUAUAACAAUCCUCCCUGUGACCUUGCUUAUGAGAAAACUCCGGUGAGCGAGGAAAAGCAGCUUGUUGACAACAAACAUAUUUGCAACAGACAUGUAGGGGCCAGGUUAGAGCCCAAAAAAAUGCUUGAAAAAACUAACAUUGUUGAAGAUACAAAGGCUUCAAAUCAGCGUGAGUUGACUAUCAAAACAAAGAAUAAAGAGAGCAGAAAUAUAUUUUUCUGGAAGAAAGAUAAACCAAGCAGAACACAUGCAUCAGAGGGAAGGUCUUCUCAGCCAGUUAACAAAAUAGUAAUACUCAAGCCGAAUCCAAGGAGAGGCUUUGAUCCUACAGUAGCAACUGCAUCGACAUACUUACAUCAGCAAUCAGGUGGAAUUCAAGCUCCAGAAUACAGUGCAGCUGAAUGUUCAACAUUUUCAGUUAAGGAAGUCAGGAGAAGAUUCAGAAUCGUGACCGGAGAAACUAGAAAAGGAAGACCCCCAAUGAACGAAGAUGAUGUACAAAGAGAUCCGUGUUUGCUCAGAGAUUCAUUUACAAUUAUAAAGGAUUCCAGACAGGCCCCUCCAGCUACUGAUAAAAAUGAUGUUCGACCUUCAAACAGCAGCAAACACAAGCAAAUAAAUCAUUCACUAGGUGGUUUCAACAGAGACGUAUCCAAGUCAAAGGAUGCAUCCACCUUCUACGCAGAAGCCAAAAAACAUUUAACAGAAAUUCUGAAGGACAAUAGUCAUACUGGCCAGUAUCCAAGUCCAGCAGUUCAGGUCUCAAGGUCCUUGGUAGGAAUGCUUUCCCUCCCUCAAUGCAGUACCCCAUCAUCACCUGGGAAUACCCCAAGGGUAAGAGAAUGUAUUGAACAUUCACAGGAAGAGAAAAAUAUUUGUGCCAUACACAAGGCUGAGGGGGAAGAAUCUGCAGAAGAAGGAAAUAAAACAGAGGGAGAUUCAGGGAGUGCUGAAUGUGGUCCUAAUGAAGCAACAGUUGAACAAGCGGAUCAAGAAAGAUAUUAUUACAAGGAAGAAGACACACAACAAGACGUUGAACUUGAUAUUGGUUGUAUUGAAGAAACUGACAAUCUGGAUCACUCGCAAGCAAUUCGGAAUGCGCAAUGCAUUCCAGCAGAGCAACACAAAUAUUACCCACCCCCAGAAACGACAGAAGCAGCAGAACCAGGUAAAGAGCAUGCUGAGAUUUGUCCAGGUUCCCCUGAGAAUGUUGUCGAGAUGCUAGAGCACCAAGAGCCAGAAACUCCCAGACGAAGCGCGUCAUUUGGACCAACAUCACAAGAGGAAAACCAUGAAAAGCAAGAGCAACCCAGUCCUGUGUCUAUUCUUGAUCCAUUCUUCCAUGAAGAUGUCGAAAGCCCUGAAAAUAAGAGCCCAAUACAAUGUGAGUUGCGCCAAGAUGUCUCGAGUCCCCACCAGUACUACCAAGAUGAUGGAUCAGACCCAGAGGAGAUCUUCUGGGAGGACAAGGAUGUCAGGUUAGGUUACAUAGAAACAGUACUGGAGCUAUCAGAACUAUGCACAGACCAGAACUUAGAUGUAUGGUAUCUAGAAGAUGAAUUGAUCAGCACCGGCCUGUUUGAAGAACUGCAUCAGGGCAAUCAUCAAACUGAUGAUUUCAUGCUCUUCUUUGACUGCAUCUGUGAAGCUAUAACAGCAAUUCAGGGGAAACACUUUGGAAACCCCCAUUGCUUAUCCUUUGUCAGACAAAACAUACAGGCACCUCCAAUGGGACAGAACCUCAUCUCAGAAAUAAAUAAGCACAUUGAGGGCCAUCUCUGUUAUGAAUUUCCAAGCACAUUGAACCUGCUAGUUAGUGUGGAUCUGGAAGAGGGAACAUGGAUGAAUCUCCGAUCGGAAAGUGAGGAGACUGUUGUGGAUAUAUGGGAAUUCUUGCUGGAUGAACUGCUAGAAGAUGUCGCUUAUGGCUUGUGGAUACAGUCUAUCAGGGCGAUCAACUCAGAGCAUUUGUGUGCUUGCUAAUUUGAGUAUUAGAUACGUAGCUUUUAACAUGUUUGGGAGGGCAGAGCCAGUGAGGUUUUUUCCCCCUCUUGUGAAGAAAGCUUGAUAGUGUGCAGCUGACGAUUACGAUGUUGUUCUUGUGCCUUGUGUGGUGUGUGCAUAUGUGAUUUGUGUAACUUGUAGUGUGAGUUAGUUGUGCAAAAUACUGUCAAAGUGACACCCAUUUCAGUGAAGUUCAGAGUGAUCCAUAAUCA